Messenger RNA from Terrapene triunguis (Three-toed box turtle), 1042 nucleotides. RefSeq names its product phospholipase B domain containing 1 (gene PLBD1). NCBI's taxonomy places the organism in Eukaryota, Metazoa, Chordata, Testudines, Emydidae. Gene Ontology annotation, molecular function: glycerophospholipase activity. The transcript has 6 exons. The record is from RefSeq and is a predicted model, not a curated record. The coding region runs from base 129 to 953 and encodes 274 amino acids. Gene Ontology annotation, cellular component: extracellular region. Gene Ontology annotation, biological process: phospholipid catabolic process.
UCUAGGUUCUCCCUGGAUAUGAGAACAUCUAUUUUGCUCAUUCCAGCUGGUUUACAUAUGCAGCUACAUUGAGAAUAUAUAAACAUUGGGACUUCAACAUCACUGAUCCAAAGACGGUUACUGGUCGGAUGUCAUUCAGCAGUUACCCAGGUUUUUUGAUGUCUCUGGAUGACUUUUACUUACUUGGCAGUGGCUUGGUAAUGUUGCAGACCACAAACAAUGUGUUUAACAAAACUCUACUUAAACAAGUGGUGCCCAAAUCUCUCUUUGCUUGGCAGAGAGUCCGUAUUGCCAACAUGAUGGCAGACAGUGGCAAAACCUGGGCACAAACUUUCUUAAGAUGCAACUCUGGAACCUAUAACAAUCAGUACAUGGUCCUGGAUAUGAAGAAGGUUAAGCUGCAAGGGAGCCUGGAUGAUGGAGCACUCUAUAUCAUUGAGCAGAUCCCAACACUCGUGGAGUAUUCUGAUCAGACAAGUGUUCUCCGUAAAGGAUACUGGCCUUCUUACAACAUCCCUUUCCAUGAAACCAUCUACAACCUCAGCGGGUAUGCAAAGUACGUUGAGAAAUACGGCUUGGACUUUUCUUAUGACCUGGCUCCCAGAGCAAAAAUCUUCCGACGGGACCAAGGGAAAGUGACUGACUUGGAGUCCAUGAAGUAUAUAAUGAGAUAUAACAACUACAUGAAGGAGCCCUAUGCCAAGCUCAAUCCGUGCAACACUAUCUGCUGCCGCGAAGACCUGAACCCUUCUCUCCCAGUGCCAGCAGGCUGCUAUGACUCGAAGGUGGCAGAUUUCCAUAUGGCUUCGGUGUUUGCAGCCUGUGCUGUCAAUGGCCCACCUGUAGAGGAUGGGCUUCCUGUUUUCAGCUGGAAACAAUUCAAUGGGACCAGGCAUCAGGGUCUGCCAGAAUUCUACAACUUUGACUUCGUCACCAUGAGGCCAAUCCUGUGAAACUGGUAUCAGGGUUUAUGAAAAAAUAUUUUUCCUUUUUUGAAUACUUUCAUUCUCCCACAAAAUAAAACAUCCUUUAAGUCCCUGUG